UUUAAAGUGGAGUACCUUCACCCCCCUCUGUAAUAAUCGUCAUUUCUAAAGCAAAACAGCUGACGAACUGAUGACAGUUCAUGCCCUAUAGCUACAGCCCCUCUGUAUUUUCUUCUUUGUCUCCUGUGUUAUAUAUUGUCUUUUACUAUGUACGUUUCACCCUACUGUCUCACAUUUACGGUUGCUAAGGGUUACGUGGCGUUUGGUCAACACUAGUUGAGCGUGGAGUUGGUGAAACCGUGGAAGAGAGAACCAGGUCAGCUGAGGGACAGAUGAACCUCCGGGAGGAGUAGACUGGACAUUCCGUAUCGCACGGUCCCGCGACCCUUUGUCUGUGGUACGUGUACCGUUUUCCAAAGAACUCACAUGAUCGAAGUUAAUCGGGUUAGUGAACGUGAAAGGCCUCAUUCGGACACAAGUAAAGGGACAAGGUGUGGGGCACCGGCCGCCGUGGGCAGACCGCGAGCAGUUCGCCUGGACUCCGCUACCACUGCAACAUGACCCCGCUGGACUAAACGCGCCUGGAAAAGAACGGCCAUACAACGCACUGUAAACAGUCGUCAGACACCCGCUCCUGUGGAAAUAGUAUUUAUGUCAGUGCCUGACGAUAUCUGGACCGUCCGAACAAAUAUCCUUCAGACCACAGCCUGAAGCCAUCCCCGUGAGAUGGAGCAUCACUCAUGACGGUGUGUAAACUGGUUGGUGGACGGGGAUUUGACAUGGCUGUUCCCCGCAUAUUUGGCAGUAAGAAGUGAUGGUCUUGCCCGACGUGACCUAUAUCAGGCUGUACAGACGGAAUGGGGUCUCUGGUACCCGUCUUAUCAUGAGUUGAACGUCAGAGAAGCCGUAAAAACAUCAGGUUCUCAUGCCGUGUGGUGUUGAUCCUUCUUACUUAUCUUACGCGUAAAGGAGAAGGAGUAAGGUUUCUCAGAAGCGAUGUAAUUCAGCCGACUACUCUGAGGACUGGCAGGAAACGGAUGACGUGAACAGUAGUGGGCGUUUCUUGAUCACCAGCUGCAGGGAAUCGACUGGGCGCGAACUCCGCCGAAUGCUGCACAGCGACCGGUCCAGGGAACCGUCUACCAGCGGCGCCAAGCAGCUGCAGACUAGACAGCAGAUGACCCCUCCGUGCACACAGGGCUGUUCAUCCUGGCUGUGCCAACGAGCUGCCACCCCCCUCCUGUCAGGAAAACUCCUAGUGUUGGGCACGUGCCUUCUGUCGCUGCUGUACCUGUACGGCUACGGGAGCUGGAGCGCGGGGGGAGGGCAGGAUGUGUCGUGGACGGUGGCUGACGUCUGGUUACCGCGGAAAGGCGUCACAGACACAGAUGAUAGGAGGACACCUCCUAACGCUUCAAGAUCGGGAGAAAGAACUAGAUUCGGUCAUGGAAAUAAAGUAUUGUUACAUGACAGAAUUGCUCAGAAUGCGGUGCAAUCUAGAGACUUUGGACCAAGUGUCACAGACAGAGCGGACGAAACUAAAAGUGUUGCAACUGUGGAAAAUAUCCCAAUUAGAACGGAAUUCGGCGCGAGAAAGGUUUGGGAUGAAAGACGGACACCAACCGCCGACAGAAACAGCGCUCGUGGCAGCACAGGAAAGCCUGAGGAGACACAGACGACACCUGCAGAUAGGCACGGGACAGGGUCCGUUUCCAAGGCAACCGAGUCUGGGAACGAGGCAACGGGAACGAGCGGAGCUGCCGACACGGAGAGCGAAAAUUCCCAGGAUUCCUCGGGGUUUGAUAUGACGAGGGAACUAAUGAGGCGGAAUCCAGGGAUCUUUGCAACCAUCCCCAGACAGACUCUUCCUAAUUACAAGAACCCGUGUUGGUUCGAGGAGGUCCCGGAAACAGAGCUGGACUCCAAUCCGUACAGAAACACGCACUACUACUCCAGCAUCAGGAACAGGCUCAACCUGCUGGCCAGGCAGUUCCGGGACAGGCUCACGGACAACGGCAAGGUUCACCUCCGCUUCAGAUGUGCGCCGUACUUUUACAUCAUCGGCAUGCCCAAGUGUGGAACCACCGACCUGUACUAUCGCCUCAUCAAGCACCCGGAUGUUGUUGGUGGUCUGGUCAAGGAACCCCAUUGGUGGACCAGAAGACGUUUCGGCGGGCGAACAGGUGUCCCAAACAACUCGUCAGCCCCCAUCAGAGACUACGUGGAUCUGUUUGACGAGGCGGCGUGGACCAUCAGGACCACGAUCAGAAACCGACUGUUUCUGGGGAGACAACAGAUGGUCCAACAUGACGUCAUCACAGGAGAGGGUAGCGCCUCCACCAUGUGGGACAACAGGCGGUGGAGACAGGAGCUGUGGAACACCUCCAACAGCGAGCCGCCCAUGCUGGUGGCUAACCUGCUGCGGGCCGUGCAGCCACACGCCAGGUUCAUCCUCACACUCAGGAACCCCACGGAAAGAUUAUACUCGGAGUAUCUCUACUUCACCGAAGGGAACAAGUCCGUUGAGGAUUUUAACAACAGAGUCAUUCACGCCAUCGAUAUCUUCAACAACUGCCUGAGGAAUAAUUCCGUACGGGCCUGCACUUACGAGCCUACUCUUCCUGUCAUACCAAACGACUACAGCUGGGGGCUGUAUGACGUCUACCUACGCGACUGGUUCUCCAUUUUCCCCCUGGACCAGAUCCUGGUACUGCGUCUGGAGGAUCACUCCAAGGAUCCACGUGAAACAAUGACAAAACUAUUCAAGUUCUUACAGCUUGCCGCUGUCAAAGACGAUGAUGAUACAGACGCCAUCUUCGGCUUGCACAAGAGAAAUUCUCGGAAAAAGAACGACCUCCGCUUGGGCCCAAUGCUGCCGCAAACCCGGCAGAUCCUCAACGAGUUUUAUGGACCACACAAUCGCCGACUUGCGUCGCUGUUAGACGAUGAGAGAUUCCUCUGGCUAAAGGAAUAGAUCUGUUUGAGAUUCCUACUGUGUCCUGUCCGAACUACUUACCCCCUCCCCAUUCUUUGACAAUCAAUAGACACGGGGAAGACGAAGGGACGCCAGUGGUUACAUAGAUACAGCAAGAUACUGGGAAGAACGCCGUGCUUCCGGAAAGCCUCUAUUUUAUAAAACAUUUGCCCACUAGCUUUCUGUGUCACUUGAAUUGGAUAGUUCCGUCUGUGCCUGACUCUCUAAUGUAGGAUAUCAUCAUAUUGAUGGAUUAAAUCCGUACUAUGUACGAUUGACAUGUGCAUAUAUUUCAUCACACUUUUAAACUCACGUUCGAUUGUUUGUUUGUUUGUCACGGCGUAGACCGUCUGUUUUGAUACUUGAGAAUUGUCUGCGAUGAAACUCAAAAUGUGUAUAAACAAUCUGCAAUACGCCAUCAUUAAUUUCUGUUUAAUUACACCGGGGGACAGCAAUAGUCACAAAAUUCUGUUUGUACCGUCACCUAUGGCUGACAAUGUGCAAAUAAAUAUUGCUGGACGUCCGGAC
Branchiostoma belcheri (Belcher's lancelet) is the source of this 3442-nucleotide messenger RNA. RefSeq names its product carbohydrate sulfotransferase 15-like. The transcript has 10 exons. Gene Ontology annotation, biological process: hexose biosynthetic process. The record is from RefSeq and is a predicted model, not a curated record. Gene Ontology annotation, molecular function: N-acetylgalactosamine 4-sulfate 6-O-sulfotransferase activity. The coding region runs from base 1049 to 2914 and encodes 621 amino acids. NCBI's taxonomy places the organism in Eukaryota, Metazoa, Chordata, Leptocardii, Amphioxiformes, Branchiostomatidae.